AUGUUUGUGUGGGACACACCAGAGUUUGUGGCUCAACUCAGUUGCACUACAGUGCAUCAGGAGAUCACAGAGUCUGUUGCUACUGUCCAAACAAUCGUCUACAUCCUUGCUGAGAUCUCACAAAACAUUACCUUCAGAAAGCCUGAGAUUGAGAAUAUUCUUUAAACAGUGGACAUACUUGUAUCAAAGAAAUCUAGAAAACCAUGGGAGAAAUUAAACAACAGCAAGAUGACAGUAAACACCAGCAUUUCACUUCUGGGUGCUGUUGAAGACAUAUGCAGCCGCCUCACACAUGACAGUUUUGUAAUCAAUGAAACGCCCAUUGUGUUGAUCAACACUGUAAUAGAAAACUCAUAUAGUGGAAAAUCCAACCUGCCAAACUCAGCCACUGAGAUACUGAUACCGCAGGUUCUUAAACCAACCUCCUUGACUAUCAUAAUCUUCACAACAAUUGACAGUAUCCUACCUGCUCGCUAUACUAGUGCUCAUGGCGGGGGGAAACCAGAUAUGCACAUCAAUGGAGAUGUGGUUGUUGUUAGGGUUAAUCAAACACUUCAGAACAUUUCUUUUGCAUUUGACACCACUGAUCAGUCUUUGGGAAAUCCUCAGUGUGUCUUUUGGAACUUUGAUCUUGACAGAUGGGAUUCCACUGGAUGUGAAGUAAAGCCCUAUUUAAAUGAAGGGGGUAAAAUUGAUACGAUUACAUGUGAAUGCAACCACACAACCUCUUUUUCCCUCCUUAUGUCACCAUUUUUUAUUGAUGACAAAGCCUUAGACUACAUAACUUAUACUGGUCUAGGUAUUUCAGUGCUCAGCUUGGUAAUAUGCCUACUUAUUGAAGCUAUUGUUUGGAAAUCAGUGACAUCAUCCAGAGGUGUUAUAGUUGUAAGCUCCUACAUGCGACAUGUCUGCUUAGUCAACACUAAUGUUUCCCUGCUGGUUGCAGAUGUCUGUUUUAUCAUUGGAGUGUCAAUUGUGCAGCCAGGGUAGCUCGCUCCAGUGGGUCCAUGCACUGCAGUGGCUUUCUGCAUGCACCUCUUUUUCCUGGCUUUUUUCUUCUGGAUGUUAAUUACAGCGAUGCUGCUCUUAUACAGGACAGUCAUAAUAUUUUCCCAUAUGUCAACGGCCAAAAUGAUGGCCAUUGGCUUCUUUCUUGGUUAUGGUGCACCUUUGCUGAUAGUGGUCAUUACUUACUGGUUGACUGCUGGAGAAGGAAAAUAUAUUUUGGAAGCAGAUGUGUGCUGGUUGAACUUUGAUGAAACAAAAACACUGCAAAUUUUUGUGUCUCUGGCUAGCAGUUUUACAGCUGUCAAUAUUUUGAUUAUUAUUGUGGUUCCUAUUAAGAUGAUGAUUAAAACAGGGGUAGUUCAAGAUGAGGAGAGAAAUAUCUUGUCCCUCUUGACCCGUGUUGUGUUCAUACUGAGUCCUCUCUUUGGAUUACCAUGGGGAUUAGGAAUUGGAACCAUGCUGUCCCCUGCCUAUGGAAUUCAUCUGGUGUUUACAAUCCUCAAUUCCCUACAGACUAACAAGAGCAGUUUCGGUGCUGGUAACCAUAAAAGUGUUCCUUUUCCAUAUAAACUCAGAUGA
Danio aesculapii is the source of this 1587-nucleotide messenger RNA. RefSeq names its product adhesion G-protein coupled receptor F1. The record is from RefSeq and is a predicted model, not a curated record. The transcript has 4 exons. NCBI's taxonomy places the organism in Eukaryota, Metazoa, Chordata, Actinopteri, Cypriniformes, Danionidae. Gene Ontology annotation, molecular function: G protein-coupled receptor activity. Gene Ontology annotation, cellular component: membrane. Gene Ontology annotation, biological process: cell surface receptor signaling pathway; G protein-coupled receptor signaling pathway.